Messenger RNA from Frankliniella occidentalis (western flower thrips), 3497 nucleotides. RefSeq names its product heterogeneous nuclear ribonucleoprotein L (gene sm). Gene Ontology annotation, biological process: regulation of RNA splicing. Gene Ontology annotation, molecular function: mRNA binding. Gene Ontology annotation, cellular component: nucleus. The record is from RefSeq and is a predicted model, not a curated record. Lineage: Eukaryota; Metazoa; Arthropoda; Insecta; Thysanoptera; Thripidae.
UUUUCUUCUUGUUGGCCAAGCCUGCGUGUGCUGCGCUCUCCCGACGGCGUCGCUCGGCUCGCUCGUUUUCGUGUUCAGUAAUCUUGGUUUUGUCGGUGCGUCUGCAUCGCGUCGUUGUGUUACAAUUUGGUUCGGUCGCGAUUAUGUCUUACAACGGGGAUUCGGGCAAUAUGAAGCGGCAGCGGAGUGACUCUGAGGGGAUGAUCAGGAACCAUCGUGGUGGCAAUGAUUUCUAUGGUGGCGAUGAACCAGUUAGGAAGAGGCCGUUCCGCCCUUCCAGAGGAGCGCCAGAGCCCCGGUCGGGCAACGACCACGAGAGGCCCAACCACGUCCUCCUCUUCACCAUCCUCAAUCCCGUUUAUCCAAUAACCACGGUUCGACAACAUUGAAGCUGCACAACGCGCCAAGGAUGCACUACAAGGCGCCGACAUCUAUUCAGGCUGCUGCACACUCAAGAUAGACUUCGCAAAGCCCACCAAGCUGAACGUGUACAAAAAUGACAGUGAGAGUUGGGACUACACAGCACCGCCAAUGGGCAAGCCGGAGUCUGGUUCUGGCCGGUCGCAGCCGCUGCUCGCGGCUCCCCGGUAUGGCGCCGGGCCCCAGCCUUACGGCGAGUCACGUGGUUCUGGCGGCGGCGGUGGCGCCCCCAACAACAUGAGAGGGGGCCACUUCAACCAAGGAGGCGGUGGCGGCGGUGGUGGCGGCGGCAUGGCCGACAGAUUUGAUGACGGGGGCUUCCAGAAUGGCCCCGGACACAUGGGCGGCGGUGGUGGUGGCGGCGGCGGCGGUGGCGGAUUCGGAGGCGAUCCCUACCCCGAGAGGUUCCCGCCCAGCAUGGACAGGGAUGAAAAGCCUCGUUUUCCAUCUGAUGGUGGUUCACGCAGGUUUGGCGGGCGAGGAGAAUCACUUUACCCACAAAGAGGUCCUGGAGGCCCUGGAGGCAACACAGUUCAUGGCGGCGGUCUCAUGCCUCCCUCCACAUCACCACAGCACUCAUCAGUACUCAUGGCUUACAACUUGCCAAUGGGCAAAAUAAACUGCGAUAAACUGUUUAAUCUUCUGUGCCUUUAUGGCAAUGUCUCAAAAGUUAAAUUUUUGAAGACUAAAGAAGGCUGCGCUAUGGUAAUGAUGGGAGAUGCACUGGCAGUUGAACGCACUAUUACAAAUCUCAAUGGCACACCUCUGAAAGAAGGAGGAAAAUUAGAGCUUGGUUAUUCAAAGCAGGCAUUCCUUGCUGAUGUACCAAACCCAUACAACCUUCCUGACAACAGCCCAUCAUUCAAAGACUUUUCUGGUUCCAAAAAUAACAGGUUCAUGAACCCAGCCAUGGCUAGUAAGAAUCGCAUUCAGACUCCAUCUAGGAUUCUUCAUUUCUUUAAUACUCCACCAAAUGCAACAGAAGAACAAUUUUACCAAGUAUUUGAGGACUGUGGUGUAUCCAGACCAAAAAGCAUAAAAAUUUUCCAAGGAAAAUCUGAAAGGAGCUCAGCAGGUCUCUUGGAAUUUGACGAUGUUAAUGAUGCAGUUGAUGUUCUUAUGAAUUGUAAUCAUCACCCAAUUGACAACCCUGGCGGCAAGUUCCCCUACAAUAUGAAGCUCUGCUUCUCAUCAGCGCGGUCGAUGCGCGAGCCAAGAGAACGAGAUGGCCGAGAAGGUCGCGAGGGCAGGGACGGCCGAGACGGGCGCGAUGGCCGUGACGGAAGGGACGGCCACGACCGGGACGGCAAGGACGACGACUAGACCAUAGCAGUACCUUGAAGUAAGCAGGACGAAAGCUGAAUCGCUCGCUAACUAAUUUAUCUCGUCUCGAUUUGAUUGGACUGGGGAACGACCCCAUAUUAGCUUGCUGGGGGACCAAAUGAAAAAGGAAGGGAAGAAAUCUGCUGCGCAGCACUGGUGAAUGUUAGACGAGGUGAAUGAACGUAUGACUGACUGAAUGAGUCUGGCUGUGUGAGUGAGUAUAUGUGUGUGUGAGUGUGAAAUCUGGAGUGAGUGCUGGCAUAUAAAAUAGGUAGGGUAAUGCAUGUCCACAGCCAGUUUGUCCCUCUUUGAGUGCUGGUAUGAUGGACUAAAUUAUCUGCAUUUCAAAAAGUUAAUGGUGCGAUAAUAUUUAUUUAAUGACAUGAUUUGUAAGUGUGGUAGAAUGGAUAGUUCUACCACGCCUGGUCUCUAGGUUGUGAGAUGAUAUAGGUUUCCAGUCUUUAUUUUAUGCCAACCAAGGAGGUGAAACUCGUCAUUUUAUUUUAAAUCUACAUCGAUAUUCUUUGAAAUCAAAUAGGUAUUGUUUUCUAGUGGACAAAUUCUUAUUCUUGAAAUGCACAAAGUAGGCCAAUUUUGGCACAUCAGUUACUUGAAGAGCAAAUUUGUUUACUUUUUUCUUAUUAUUGACUUUUUAUUUUGAGUACUGUAAUGUGUUUUGACAUGCUUUUUGUUCAUCAUUUCAUUUCUUAUUUCUUUUUUUAAUUUCAUAAGUUAUUUAGAUUAAAUGCCUAUGGCAUUUCUAUAGUUUUUAUCUUUGCGUUUUAGUGCUGUGUAUGUGACGCCACGAGGCAGCCCUGAUUUGUUUGGAUUCCAUUACUGUGCUAGUUGUUAGUUUUUCCCAAUUAUUAAAUGUGCCCUGUGACAUGCAUAACAUUGAUUUUGCUCAUAUGAGCUGUCUGCAACAAAAAUAGGCAGAUGAGAUUUAGGGUAUUAUAUACUAACUGCAUCAUAUGUGCACAAAGUGAUACUGUACAUUUUCCAUCAACUUUGACUUGUCGUGUGAUGAGGGAAAGUUGAACAUGAGUGGUGAGGAAUGCUAAUGAAGCCUUUUACAAUAAUGAAAUAAUUGUGAAAGAAGAGGAGACAGCCAAUUGCUCGUAUGCCUUCCACUUAAUGUCCCACUAAGUUAUUAUCCAAAAGUUCAUAUAAUCUUCUAUAUCAUUGUUGGAAAGAAGAUAAUCAUUUAUUUUUCUUAAACUAAUUGGAAAUGCGAUCAGAUAAUAAUAUUCUGGAAGCACAAAGUUCUAGAUUUUUGGUUGUUGAUUAAGUCUUUUUUUGACUUGAUCCUUUGUCAAUUAAUAAAGCCUCUUAAGGACAAGGCAGUCCAUUAGGCAAAUUUCUAUAAAUUUAAGUUUUUCGUAACAUAUCGAGGAUGUGCUUGUAUGUUGAAAUUAUCUUUGAAUACUAUUUCUGAUAGUAUUAGUAAUGUUAUUUUAAUCGUGGCUCUAAGCGUUCUGGCGCUGGUGUUGUCAAUCGUACAAGUAAGCAGUUGUGAGCCAAUCAGCAGCGUGGUGAUGUGGGCUCCAUGCUGCCUGCUACCUUGUUAAACAAAAUGUCAAUUCGAACGGGCCAAAUUAGUAGGUUAAGUUUUGGGAAAAAUCCCGACCCAUACACCUCUUCUGUACCUGAAUGGUGUGUACGAACUGUCUGAACCUUCCAUUGUAAACCAGGGCAAGUUGCUCCAUACUUGAAAUAUGUCCAAAAAAUAAUAAAUACUAUUACUAAAAUGCUAA